Molecule: messenger RNA, 969 nt
Organism: Trametes versicolor FP-101664 SS1
Lineage: Eukaryota; Fungi; Basidiomycota; Agaricomycetes; Polyporales; Polyporaceae
Exons: 4
Coding region: 1-969 (322 amino acids)
Cellular component (GO): nucleolus
Source: RefSeq, a predicted model, not a curated record
AUGCCGGGAAACAUGUACAACCAAUCGCCGCAGCCUCCACGCCGAGACCCGGACACGCAGAUGGCGUCGGAACCCACACUCUCCUCCCUCGCCGCGCUCGCAGAAACCUCUGCGGCUGUGGACGACGAGGGCUUCUCUGCAGACCCCUCAUCCUCGCGUGGCGCACCGAAGACAAAGGAGCAGCUCCGCCGCCAUUAUAUCCGCGCUCUGCACAAAGUGAUCGACGAGAGCGACAUCGUCAUCUUGGUGCUGGAUGCGCGCGAUCCGGAGGGCUGCAGAAGCAGGCUCGUCGAAGAGGAAGUCCGCCGGAGGGAAAGCGAGGGCAAGAAGCUGGUUUUCGUGCUCAACAAAAUCGUACAGCUCGAACGUGGGCUAAAGGUCAUCGACUCGCCCGGUGUCGUCUUCGAUGACGAUGACUUCGACGACGGCAAGGGGAGCAAGAAGAAGAACAUCCUCCUGCGGAACGUCGACCAGAUCGCGCCCGGGGCGGAGACGGUCGGGCAGGCGCAGAUCGUCGCCGAGCUCGCGAAGCCGUUCUCGCUCGACAGGCUCUUUGGCGCCGCCGACGCGGGCGCGUUCGGGUUCGAGCCACCCGCGGACGUGGAGAUGGGCGAUGAGGAGACGGAGGACUUCCCCGAGGAGAUGGACGAGGACGGUCAGACGACCUCGCCCCGCACAUCCCGCGCAAACGCUCGCGCUCCCCCUCCGUCGCCUCCACCACGCGCACCUCCGCCACGGAGGGCGCGCGGCCCCCGGCGCUCGCACGACGUGCCCGCGUACGACGCGCCGGUGGAGGAGCACGCGCGGCGCGCGAUGGCGAGCGCAAACCCGCUCGGGCGGCGCGUGCUGAAGCGCGAGGCGAAGAAGGCGCGGCGUGCGGCGACGCGGGCGCUUGGGCGGCCGCUGGGGGGCGGGAUGGACGUCGAUGAUUUGGGGCUGGGGGCGACAUUCAUGGAUGCUGAGCCUUGA